Messenger RNA from Colletotrichum costaricense, 657 nucleotides. RefSeq lists its product as uncharacterized. The record is from RefSeq and is a predicted model, not a curated record. NCBI's taxonomy places the organism in Eukaryota, Fungi, Ascomycota, Sordariomycetes, Glomerellales, Glomerellaceae. The coding region runs from base 1 to 657 and encodes 218 amino acids. The transcript is spliced from 3 exons.
AUGGAACAGUCAGCUUCCAGACCAUUUUGUGGGUUGACUUUCGGGUGCGACUUCGGCGGAGCUCAAGCCGCUAUCUGCCGGAUAUAUGGGAGUUGUUCAGCGGCCAUCGGGAGAAAGGUGCGGCACAUCAUCGUGGACCAACAUCACGCACGUACUUACGCGGCUCAUUCUACCGGAAGACAGCCAAAACUAUACUCCUUGCUCAAUCAUCUCACAACAAGCCGUUGCGAUCAACCAUCACAAUCUUCAACGUCAUCACUUGCCUUGUUCCAUCACCCCUCAUUCUCACAACAACCCCGCAUCAUGGCGCCCAAGGGUCCUUUCAAGCUUGUCACAGUCAACACCGCACCUGAGCGUGCGAAGAGGCUUAUCGGCCGCAUGACUGAGGCGCUCAAGGAUCAGUACACGAUUGACUAUGUCGCCAACUGCGAGACAAUCGCCGAGGUCGAGGGCAAGGUGAAAGAGCACAAGCCAGACGUCCUGUUCUGUGCGUCAAUGUGGACAGCGGAUGAGGCAGAGCAGAUCCAGGCUACUGCGAGGUCAAUUGUCCCGAACAUUAAGACCCACGCGAUCCCUCAUGGGCUGCAGGUUGAGAGGGGGCCAGAUGCUAUUGUUGAGCACCUCCUUGAGAAGGUUCCUCAACUGCUCGAGAGCUAG